Molecule: messenger RNA, 861 nt
Organism: Haliotis rufescens (red abalone)
Lineage: Eukaryota; Metazoa; Mollusca; Gastropoda; Lepetellida; Haliotidae
Product: keratin-associated protein 16-1-like
Exons: 1
Coding region: 1-861 (286 amino acids)
Source: RefSeq, a predicted model, not a curated record
AUGCAACCCCCUCAGUGCCCGGGACCAUGUGUGGCCCUUCACGAUGCAACCCCUUUGCUGCCCGUGUCCAUGUAUGGCCCUUCACGAUGCAACCCCCUCAGUGCCCGGGACCACGAUUGCCCCUUCACGAUGCAAUCCCCUCAGUGCCCGGGACCAUGUGUGGCCCCUCACGAUGCAACCCCUUUGCUGCCUGGAACCAUGUGUGGCCCCUCACGAUGCAACCCCCUCAGUGCCCGGGACCAUGUGUGGCCCCUCACGAUGCAACCCCCUCCGUGCCCAGGAACCAUGUGUGGCCCCUCACGAUGCAACCCCCUCAGUGCCCGGGACCAUGUGUGGCCCCUCACGAUGCAACCCCCUCCGUGCCCAGGAACCAUGUAUGGCUCCUCACGAUGCAACCCCGUCAGUGCCCGGGACCAUGUAUGGCUCCUCACGAUGCAACCCCCUCAGUGCCCGGGACCUUGUAUGGCCUCUCACGAUGCAACCCCGUCAGUGCCCGGGACCAUGUAUGGCUCCUCACGAUGCAACCCCUCAGUGCCCGGGACCAUGUAUGGCCCCUCACGAUGCAACCCCUCAGUGCCCGGGACCAUGUAUGGCCCCUUACGAUGCAACCCCCUCAGUGCCCGGGACCAUGAUUGCCCCUUCACGAUGCAAUCCCCUCAGUGCCCGGGACCAUGUGUGGCCCCUCACGAUGCAACCCCUUUGCUGCCUGGAACCAUGUGUGGCCCCUCACGAUGCAAACCCCUCAGUGCCCGGGACCAUGUAUGGCCCCUCACGAUGCAACCCCCUCAGUGCCCGGGACCAUGUAUGGCUCCUCACGAUGCAACCCCCUCAGUGCCCGGGACCAUGUGUGGCUCCUCAUGA